Entrophospora sp. SA101 is the source of this 990-nucleotide messenger RNA. The record is from the annotation of a GenBank genome assembly. Lineage: Eukaryota; Fungi; Glomeromycota; Glomeromycetes; Entrophosporales; Entrophosporaceae.
AUGAUUGUUUCUAAAGUUUAUUCCAUUGCUACUAUAUUAUAUUUAGUUUCGUCGCUAUUUUCUGCUGUUUUAGUCGAUUCGGCUAAAAUCGAGUGUAUUAAAGGUGCUUCCAGUAAAGAUCUCAAUGAAAACAAAGAAAGAUUUAUGAUUUUCCUUGAACCUAAAAAAGGAUCAACAUCCGCCGCCUCUAGUGACUCAGAAAUUCUUAAACAACAUUUAAAUUUUUAUAAAGACUGCUGGGAUAUAGAUUCUGCGCCAGCUUUGGAAGAAAGUGAUGGAAUUGCAACCAAGAGUUUUUCGUCGAAUAAAUUAUUACAUUUUUCAGUUGGUUCCCUUGUUGGUUAUUUUGGUUCCUUUAAUCCUCAAGUACUUAAAGAACAAAUCAAAACAUUACCUAACAUUAAAAUAGUUGAAAAGGUAACAAAAGUUAAAGCUUUUGCCGCUAUACAAAAAAGAGCUAGUACCGUUGAAAAGACUUCGUUUUAUGACUUGGAUCGUAUAGAUCAAAGAAAGCGUCCUUUAAAUGGAAAAUAUCAGUACCCCAGUUCAGCUGGUAGCGGUGUAAACGUCUAUGUGAUUGAUACUGGUAUAAAUAAAACCAAAUCAGAAUUUGGCAAUCGUGUUAGAUUUGCUGGUGUAUUUUGUGAUGGAUGUCCUCGAUUUGAUGACGAAGGUCAUGGUACCGAAGUUGCAAGUGUUAUUGGUGGCAUCCAUUUUGGUGUAGCUAAAAAAGUUAAACUUAUAGCUAUCAAAGUACUUGAUUCAGAAGGUUCAGGAACUUUUGAGGGUGUUAUUUCGGGUAUGAUGUUUGUAUUAAAGGAGCAUUUAGCAAACAAAAACAAAAACACAGUUAUUAAUAUUUCAUUAGGUGGUGGAUUUUCUUCAGCAGUAAACAAAGCAGUUAAUGAUCUUACAAAGGCAGGUAUACAAAAUAUUAUAAAGAAAAUACCAGUCACACCAAAUAGAUUUUUAUUUUUUCCUCAAAGUUAA